GACUCCAGGGGCCAGAGGGAAGGGGCGCGGGCGGGCCCGCGAGCCGCUACGAGCGCCGCGCGCGCCAAGGGGCGGUGGUGAGUGCAAAGCAAAUAAAAACAUGUACAGAAUUCCAAAGUCUUCAGGAAGCACCUAUCUACCUCAGGAUGAAACAAGCCAUGGCACCAACAGUGACAGCUCAGACACAGAAAAUCAAAGCCAAGAUCUAAACUGGCUAUCUCACAGACAAGGACCCACACCCAGUAGUACUGAAAGCCAGACCCCUAUUAGUCUCAGGCAGGAAGAUAGGCAGCUUCAAUGCUCACCCAAGAAAGGUAUCAGGCUUGUCUUCCACUUGCUGGGGCUAUGCAUAACAGUUCUGUGGCACUUUGUGUUGAGAAUCUGCGGCGCUUUUGCAAGGAAGAUUUGGGCUCGAAAGAUUAUUUCACUGGUGCUGUUCCUCCUUUCUUUAUUCUUUUUUGGUACUUACCACAUGAGAUUGCUUGAUGGAGGAGGAAUUCAGAUGUCCAGGGGAAUAUAUAAUGGCUUUGUCCUCUAUGAUUUUAACCAUUUCUGGCACAAGGAUGAAUCAGAGAUAUAUGGAAUGGAUAUGGAGUCUCUAAGGCAGGCAAACCAUGUUUUGAAAGAAAUCCAAUCUCUUAAAGAGCAGGUAGAUAAGCUACAGACAGAGCUUCAUGCUCUGAGACAAGGUACAAAGGACAUCACCCAGCGUGCUAUCAGUGAAGCCCUGGAAGGGAGUGAGAUCAAAGGCGUUACAACAUGGACUGUUAAAAGGAUGCUGAAUAAAGUACUUGAAAAGCUGGAUGAAGACCAAGUCCAGAUGCCUGAUUAUGCCCUAAAAUCAGCAGGUGCCAGCAUUGUUCAGUCCAGAACUACUAGGAGCUACCGUCAUAAUAGAGGAAAAUUCUUUUGGUUAUCAUUUCCAAUGCUGGUUUUUGUAAAGUCUCCAGAAGUUAUUCUUCAGCCCAAUAAUUAUCCUGGGGACUGCUGGCCUUUCCCAGGAAGUCAGGGUGAAACUGUCAUCAAACUGGCUGUGGAAAUAAUUCCAAGAGCAGUUACAAUGGAGCACAUUCCCAAGAAAAUCUCCCCUACAGGAGAAAUCUCCAGUGCUCCUAAGGACUUCGCUGUCUAUGGUCUGAUGGAGGAAGAUGAGGAGCAAGGAACUUUCUUAGGACAGUUCAUAUAUAACUGUGAAGGAGAUUUAUUUCAAACAUUCCAAUUGAAGAAUGAACUUUCUGAAUUCAUGAGGUUCGUGAAAUUGAAAGUGCUAAACAAUUGGGGACACCCAGAAUAUACCUGCAUUUAUCGAUUCAGGGUACACGGAGAUCUAAAACAUACCCAGGAGUUCUUUAAACAGAAUCCCACACCUUAGGAACUCAAAAUGGCAACAACACCAGCAAACUAAAAAUGAAAUUCUUAAGAUCCACUCCACUUCAUCACCCAAGUGAAAGGGUGUCCAUAGAAGACAAAAAUAGAAAAAUAAAAAUGCAAACAACAUUAUUUUUGGCAAAAUUGUUUUUAUUCUUCAAAAUGUUAUUGUUUCUAUAGAAAAAGGUACAGUGUGUAUAGUAAAUAAAUAGUAUUUGUCUAAUAUUUCUGAGAUUGCCUGGGGUAGGAAAUUUGAAUCUGAGCGAAGAGGGUUCUACAGGGCAGGAUUUAACCUUAGGUGCCCCUAGGCACAGCAUCUUCAGCACCCCCUCGCCCCACCCCACCUCCAGUUGACCUUCAUAUUUUCUGUAGAAAAAUGAAAUUUUUUAACCCACUUUUAACUUGUAGGUGUCCCUAGAACACUGGUGACCCUAGGCACAUGCUACUGUGCCUAAUGGGAAAUCCGGACCUGGGAUUCUAAUGAGAUAGAAAUAUGUCAGAUGGAUUUUUCUUCAAAUCUAAAUUAUUAA
Molecule: messenger RNA, 1898 nt
Organism: Caretta caretta (loggerhead turtle)
Lineage: Eukaryota; Metazoa; Chordata; Testudines; Cheloniidae
Gene: SUN3
Product: Sad1 and UNC84 domain containing 3
Cellular component (GO): nuclear envelope; meiotic nuclear membrane microtubule tethering complex
Molecular function (GO): protein-membrane adaptor activity
Source: RefSeq, a predicted model, not a curated record